CCACCACUCCCGCUUCCUCUCUGCUCCAGACCAAAUUGUGUCCGUAUUGGGUUGGGGAUUCACCGGGCCGUGAUGGCGACGGUGAUGAGGAGAUCAGUAACAGCGCUUAGCCUGAUCCAGAGCUCCCUCGCGCCAAGCUCGAGGCUGGGACGCUGCCGAAUCCGUCGCGCUAUGUGCUCCGGCGCGUGGCAGGAGGGGGAAUCCGAGGCGGCGGUGCGCGACGUCGUGUGCUUCGGCUCCGGGAGCCUGGACGAGGUGGGAAGCAGGCUGGAUCGCCUGAACCUGGCCAUAUCGCCGGCCCUGGUCAGGCGGGUGAUCGAUUCUUGUAGCGAGAGGAGUGAUUCAGGCAGGAGGCUGCUGCGGUUCCUAUCGUGGUGCCGCUCUAAGGACCUCGCCGGAUUGGGGGAUGAGGAGCACGACAGGGCGAUUGCGGUGCUUGCCCGGAUGGGUGACCUCACCGCUAUGAAAAUUGCUGUCGGAGAUGGGGAGAAGGAUGGCCGUAGGAUGGCUCCGGAGACGUUCACCGCUGUGGUCGAGGCUCUUGUCAAGGCAGGGAAGGAGGAUGAGGCUGUUAGGUUGUUCAGAGGCUUGGAGAGGCAGAAAUUGCUGCCUCAGCAAGGCCCGGGUGCUGGAGGGGAAGGCAUAUGGUGCAGCAGCCUUGCCAUGGUCCAGACAUUGUGCAUGAAGGGCUAUGCUCGUGAGGCGCAGGGUGUUGUGUGGCACCAUAAGAGCAAACUCUCAGCGGAGCCCAUGGUCAGCAUCGUUCAGCGUAGCCUCCUCCAUGGAUGGUGCGUCCAUGGAAAUGCUAAGGAAGCUCGGAGAGUCCUUGAUGAUAUCAAGUCCUCAGGCUGCCCAUUGGGAUUGCCGUCGUUCAACGACUUUCUAAACUGCGUGUGCAAUAGAAACCUCAAGUUUAAUCCUUCUGCGCUUGUUUCUGAGGCCAUGGAUAUCUUAACUGAGAUGAGGUCCUAUGGUGUCACCCCUGAUUCAUCCAGCUUCAACAUCUUACUGUCUUGUUUGGGACGAGCAAGAAGAGUGAAAGAAGCAUACAGAAUCCUCUAUUUGAUGAGGGAAGGAGAAGAAGGGUGCUCACCUGACUGGGUUAGCUACUAUCUUGUAGUUAAGGUCCUCUAUUUGACCGAUAGAAUUAUCAGAGGAAAAAGGCUUGUAGAAGAUAUGCUUGAAAGUGGGGUGCUUCCGACAGCAAAGUUUUUCCAUGACCUCAUUGGCAUCCUUUGUGGGACAGAGAAAGUUGAUCAUGCUCUUGACAUGUUCAGAAUUAUGAAAAGUUGUGAGUUAGCGGACACUCAUACAUAUGAUCUGCUUAUAGAAAAGCUUUCUAGGAACGGUAGGUUCGAGGUUGCAAAGGAGUUAUGGGAUGAUGCUACUAAGAAUGGCAUUGUGUUAGGGUGCUCAUCGGAUCUGUUGGAUCCCUUGAAGACAGAAGUAUUCAGACCAGUUCGUCCUGCACAAAGACAGACCUCUCAGAACUCCUCCUUAAUCCUUAUGUCGAAGUUCUCUAUCAUAAAGUAUACUGUUAUGAUUAGUUUUUUUUUCUGUUUUAAGCGCACAUCGAACUUUAUGGACAUAUCUCAGGAGCAACAACAAGAUUUUGGUGUGCUACUAAAGCAGGGGGCUGAAGGAAGGGUAUUUGUUUCUACAUUUGUUGGACGAAAAUGCGUAAUCAAAGAGCGCUUUUCAAAGAAGUACCGUCACCCAUUGCUGGACUCAAAGCUGACUCUAAAACGCUUAAAUGCUGAAGCUAGAUGCAUGACAAAAGCGAGGCGGCUUGGUGUUCCUACACCAGUUCUGUAUGCUGUGGACCCUCUUCAACAUACAUUAACCUUUGAGUAUGUGGAUGGCUUGUGCGUCAAAGAUAUUCUUCUUGGAUUUGGGUCAAAUGGGAUAAAUGAAGAACGUCUUAAUGACAUUGCCACACAGAUAGGUAAUGCAGUUGGCAAACUACACGAUGGAGGUCUUGUCCAUGGUGAUUUGACAACUUCAAAUAUGAUGAUCAAGAACAGCACCAAUCAACUGGUUCUUAUUGAUUUUGGUCUGAGCUUUACAUCAACUAUUCCCGAGGACAAGGCAGUGGACCUAUAUGUUCUUGAGAGAGCCUUGAUUUCCAUGCAUUCUUCAUGUGGGGAUGUGAUGGAGAAGAUCCUUGCAGCGUACCGAAAAGCUUCAAGGCAGUGGUGUGCCACUACGAACAAGCUAGCUCAAGUCAGGCAGCGGGGCAGAAAACGAACAAUGGUUGGGUAAAACUUGACCCGGAGUUGCUGAAUGCGACGAAUUGAACCUGCAUUACCAUCCAUUGUGUGUGUUAGUUUGCAUGUAGCGGUUCAGCGGAAUUGGCUCUUGCAGAAUUGAAAUGGAUGUCAACGUGUCAAGUGAAUCAUUUGUAACACUGCUUGUUGUACUUCCGUUAGGAAUCAUAUAUCUCCCAACUCUUUAACUUGUGAGUUUUGGAUGAUCGUUGUGCAUCUUUGUGAACCUGUACGUUUACUUUGUUGCGGUGCAUCUGGUUGAAAUGUGAAUUGAUGUAAUUUACUGAAA
Messenger RNA from Triticum aestivum (bread wheat), 2556 nucleotides. RefSeq names its product EKC/KEOPS complex subunit bud32. The record is from RefSeq and is a predicted model, not a curated record. Gene Ontology annotation, biological process: protein phosphorylation. Lineage: Eukaryota; Viridiplantae; Streptophyta; Magnoliopsida; Poales; Poaceae. Gene Ontology annotation, molecular function: protein binding; protein serine/threonine kinase activity; ATP binding. The transcript is spliced from 8 exons. The coding region runs from base 73 to 2262 and encodes 729 amino acids. Gene Ontology annotation, cellular component: EKC/KEOPS complex; nucleus; cytosol.